Babesia bovis T2Bo is the source of this 2580-nucleotide messenger RNA. RefSeq lists its product as uncharacterized. NCBI's taxonomy places the organism in Eukaryota, Apicomplexa, Aconoidasida, Piroplasmida, Babesiidae. Bases 145 to 2562 code for a protein of 805 amino acids. The transcript has a single exon. The record is from RefSeq and is a predicted model, not a curated record.
AUUACUGGUAGCACAUUUGUCAGAUAUAUACCCGGAUUCUGUAUAUAUCUAACAUUGUAACGAUGCUAAUUGCUGGUGUGUAGCGUAUUUAUUUUGGGCGAUUGCAUAUCUUUUAAAUUUGUGUAGCUGUUAGUUUAGAAAGACAUGAUGUCAGCUUUAGAUGUAAUAGAUAUAUUUUCGUUGCAAACGAGUGAAGAACUACGUGAUAAAUUGAUAUCGAAGUAUUGUUUCAGUGUGAAAAUUCACGAUCGCAAACUAUCUCAUGGCGCUUUGGAGUUACAACAUUCUCAUGUUGAUGGGUCUACCUCUAGGCUAAGUGACGUUGUAGCAUCAUUGGAACAUGAUGGGCUAUUUAAAGUUGAGAAUCCUGUAUCACAGAUACCAUCGGAUAAUAUACAAACGAGUGACGCUGAUGAGGCGGAUGAUAUAUCUAUUGCUGACAUGAUUGAUCGAUUGGACCAAUUGAGUGCUACAUUAUGGGAAACGUGUGACAACAUACAAGGAAAGUCGCGUAGAAAGCUACGUAAUCUUUGUACAACACUUAGUGCGGUUAACAGUGUGAGCAUGCCAUUGAACAUUGAUGAUAUUGCUUCUCGUUUAAAAGAUAUUGAUUUAGUAGCAGACUCCGUGUGUCGUAAGAAAGAGCAGUUCAAUUAUUUGAUGUUAUUGGAUUAUUUGCAAUCGAUUCUUCAGUUGAAUUUGGAUGCGGUAACCUUAUUGCAUAAUUGGGAUGACACGUUUCGUAACAUUAAGUCACUAUUUCAAUCGUAUCAUGAUUAUCGCGAAGCUGGUGGUACAGGGGUAAAGUUGUUGACUUCAACCGAUAUUGAAGUCAGGUUCACCUUAGAAAAGGCAUGUGAAUUGCGACGUAUAUUACUGCAGCUCAGUCAUGCAAGGGGACUUUCUGUUGGAAACAAUAAGGAUUUCAUCAAAAUAGCUUCUACCCUAGAUACUGUAUUCAACAAUUAUACUGAAUUCCUCGAGGACAUAUCAACCGAUGUGGUUAUGCAUUACUAUAAUACUGCUGACUCACUGCCUGAGGAUGUGAAAGAUCCAUUCCAUCAGCUGUGUGAUCUCUCUGUCGAUAUGUGCAGUACUGAUGAUAAUAAUGUCAUAUUGCGCACUUUAGUGAGAUGCGUUAGUAACAUAUUGCAUAACAAGUUCUCGCUACUCUUGGAUGAGUAUUCGAUGUCUCUAAAACUGGACAGUGGUUCUUCAAUUCUUGAAGAGGAUGUUUUAUCCUUGGAGAAUGCAAUUGCAUUGACUACAGCGAACUAUGUCGAUGCAAUAGGUAAAUACAUCAUGGAGAAAAACGACCUGUUGAAGCAUCACCUUGCCAUGCUACAUUCCAGGAAAAUGCUGAAUAGUGACAUUACUUUAAAAAACAUCUAUAUGCAACUCCUAAAGAAAGCCUUCAAUAACUUUGAAGUAUAUAAUGGACUGCUUAAGCCAUUGCCUAGCUAUAUCUUUUUGAAUAUUGCCACUACAGCAUUGACGUCACUGGAAUGCAGCUUGGAGGACAUGAUGGCGAUGCUAUCAGAUAUUGUUACCGUGGAUGAAAUCCAAUCGCAAAUGAUGGUGCCACACAAAUUACUACUUCGAUAUAUUUUGGUUCUGGACGAAUCGAGUAAGAAUCAGUGUUGGAAGGCCUCAGUUAGCGUGGAUGACACAGUGGACUCCUAUUUAACAGGCCUAGAUUCAUAUAUCGCGUACAUGGGUAGUAUUCGUACAAAUGAAAGAGGUAUAAUAUCCGUGAAUAAUGACAUUAACGUGGCCGGCCCAUUUCAAUGGGUAUAUAAUCGCUUAUUGCUCUGGCAUUUGAGAGAGGCAUAUGCUACACUUAUGUCAUCGAUGUCUGAAUCCGUGAAUUCCUAUUGUAUGAGUCAAUCAUUGACCAAAAUAUCCAGGGAUUUAAGUAUAGCAAUGGAGUCGCAGUAUAGCAGGAUAUUAUCCAGGGUUGUAUCAUCUAGGACGCCUUUGGAAAAAGCGGUUAAUCAUUCUGUUCUACCCAGUUGUCAGUACACUGAUUCUACAACUCUAUUGUCAACGAACAUAAAGGCAGUCUUAACGUCGGAUACGUCGGGUAUAUAUAACGAUCUACCUGACCAUAUACAGCAAUGCCUGAAGGAACCUCUGGAUGGUCAAACAUUUACUGCAUUUUUCUAUGAUACUGGGGAUGUUGCUAAUAUGAUUGAGAAACAUAUCGUACGUCUGAUAUCUCGAAAGGCAUCGUUGUUAAUAUCACCCUACUACGAAACCUUUGCAACUGAGGUUGAUGGUGAAGUUUCCAGUGUUAUACUUAUGAUAUGUGAGUAUUUCACCUCGUUGUUACCCCUAUUCAAUCGCACGGAGAUAUUGUCAUACAACAUUCUAGGCAAGUCAUUUACCUCAUUUUUUGAUGAGGAAUUAAGUCGUUUAUCAGACUUACGUCCCUCAGAUAUAUCUGCCCUGCGUCGAUAUAAGGCUGACUUAUCACAGCUACUUCUAAUAAGCCGCUGCUGUAAGUCAGAGGUUGCUGAAUCAAUCGAGGAAAUGAUAGCGGCAUGUGGAGACAGAAGUUAGAAACAGAUCGCAUAUAAU